Molecule: messenger RNA, 789 nt
Organism: Kuraishia capsulata CBS 1993
Lineage: Eukaryota; Fungi; Ascomycota; Pichiomycetes; Pichiales; Pichiaceae
Exons: 1
Coding region: 1-789 (262 amino acids)
Source: RefSeq, a predicted model, not a curated record
AUGGCAUUGUCAAUGUUACCCGAAGACGAAUUACCAGACAUGAUGAAAUCAGCCAGCUUUGAUCUGAAUUUCAGUCUGGGGACCAUUCUUGCAAAAAAAUACAUGGGAGUUGAUAGAUUCAACGAGUUUCGUGAUGAAGAACACGGGUUCUUACAAGAAAGAGGCAGAACCUGGAAAUCCGUGUUUCGGCCAGCCAAAAGAGAGAUCGUGACCAUGAUGGCUGGAGAGAAUCCCACCACCAAGCACUUAACCCUAAGGUUCACAAUGUCGAAGUCACAAUUAAGAAAUGCCCACAGAAGAUAUGCGAAGGAAAAUCCAUGGAUGAAGUAUCCUUUCAUGGCAAAAUAUACUCCAGACGAGAUCGAAGAGAUGCUGGAAAUAGACGAGAGGGCCAAAGCAGCAUUCUUAGUUAGACCCCAAACCGCUGCCACUUUGUUGGGUGUGGCCAUUCCCUUGCUGAUGAUAUUGACAUUGACUAUAUCAUUGACUCUGUGUCCAAGUCUGAUGAAGAAACACCUGGAUCUUUCGCUUGAAUCGGUUUGUUUCUUCGAUCUAAUCCUUGCUAUGUUAGCUGCUGGAAUAGCAUUUUCCAGCUGUCGAACGGUAACUGUUAACAGAAAAUCAAAGACAACUCCUGUUUUUGUGAUUUUCUGGAAGGUGAUGAUUAAAAAACGGCACGAGUAUAUAUUUCUCUACGACUGGCUCGGAGACUCCAUCGACUCGUAUCUGGCAGAGAGAGAGGGAAGGGCAAGUAUGGAUGGCUGUCUGGACUACAUUGGCACUUUAUAG